Cimex lectularius (bed bug) is the source of this 956-nucleotide messenger RNA. RefSeq names its product iron-sulfur cluster co-chaperone protein HscB, mitochondrial (gene Hsc20). The record is from RefSeq and is a predicted model, not a curated record. The coding region runs from base 124 to 873 and encodes 249 amino acids. The transcript has a single exon. Gene Ontology annotation, biological process: [2Fe-2S] cluster assembly; protein complex oligomerization. Gene Ontology annotation, molecular function: ATPase activator activity; protein-folding chaperone binding. NCBI's taxonomy places the organism in Eukaryota, Metazoa, Arthropoda, Insecta, Hemiptera, Cimicidae. Gene Ontology annotation, cellular component: mitochondrion.
AAAUAACGAUGUCGGUCAAUGUAGAUAUUAGAGUGAAGAAAGCCAACAAAAUAUACUGUCAAGGUGUAAGUAAGGUUAUAUUAAAUUAAAAAGGAAGCGUUAUAAUAUUGUCUCUUUGAAGAAAUGGCUUGUAAGUGCGUGAGGAUCCGCGAAAUUUUCCGGACUCUAUUGUACAUAAAGAAUUUGCCUUACCGUUUAAACAAGCAGAAUAUAUUUCAAACUAAGAUAAACAUUCUCAACAGUACUCCACCGGUCCCGUUUUACUUGAAAAAAUACAGCAGCUACAAAUGCUGGAAUUGUGAAUUUGGAAGUGAGAGAUUUUCACUCAAGUGUCCCAAUUGUCAAAAGAUACAAAACCCUGACAAGAGGUGCAACUUGUUCGAUGUCCUCGACCAGCAGGUUGUGUAUGAUCUGGACGAGACUGAAUUAAAGAGGGUGUACAAAAAUUUGCAGGUCGAAUUUCACCCUGACAAAUAUGGACAGAGUUCAGAGAAAGAGCUCUUUAUGGCUGAGAACCUUUCGUCACUUAUUAACAAGGCUUAUUUUACACUCGCUGAUCCUUACGAGAGGGGAAUGUACAUUUUGCACCUGAAGAAUGUCGAUACCUCAGAGAGUGAUAUUGAGCUCAAUAGAGACUUCCUCAUGGAAGUCAUGGAGCGCAAUGAAGAACUUGAAAAACUAAUCGGGUCUCAACGAUUGGACGAAUUCGAUGAAGAGAUCAACAAAAAUAUAACCGAAAUUUCAGAAAACAUCUCCAACGCUUUUAAGGCCAAAGAUUUUGUCAUGAUGAAAGCAGAACUCCAACGAAUGAAAUAUUAUAUCAGCAUAAGGAAUAGAAUCAAAAAUAUGAAAAACAAAUUCUCUGAUAUCUAAAUGUACAUAUAUCGUUUUAUUGUAAUGUGGGUCAGUUAAUAAUUUUGUCAGAUUUUAAACAACAAUUAAAAGUUUUCGUUGGA